This is a messenger RNA of Hordeum vulgare subsp. vulgare (domesticated barley), 754 nucleotides long. RefSeq lists its product as uncharacterized. Bases 114 to 512 code for a protein of 132 amino acids. Gene Ontology annotation, molecular function: fatty acid binding. The record is from RefSeq and is a predicted model, not a curated record. Gene Ontology annotation, biological process: systemic acquired resistance. Lineage: Eukaryota; Viridiplantae; Streptophyta; Magnoliopsida; Poales; Poaceae. The transcript has 2 exons.
CACAACCCAGUGGAGGUAGGCGCACAGCAGCAGCGAGUGAACAGCACUAGCGUAAGAACCACAAGUGAUCAACGAUCAGAAGAAAGAAAUCUGAGAGAGAGAGAGAGAGAUCGAUGGCAAUGAAGCCACUCGUCUUUCUUGUCCUGGUCGUCGUGCUCGCAGUUGGUAUCCGUGCUGAGGAAGACAGUGAGGGAAAAGAUACAGGUACUCAUAUCCUUAGUUACCUCUCUAUGCAAGCUGGUGAGUGCGGGAGGAGCUCCGCCGACCGGAUGGCCCUCCGGAUGGCUCCGUGCUUCUCGGCGGCAGACGACCCGGACGCCCAGCCGACGAGCAGCUGCUGCGCGGCGGUGCAUUCCAUCGGCCGGAGCCCCAGUUGCCUGUGCGCCGUCAUCCUGUCCAACACAUUCAAGGCAGCCGGAAUCAGGCCCGAGGUCGCAAUCACAAUACCCAGGCGCUGCAACAUGGCCGACCGACCCAUCGGCUACAAGUGCGGAGAUUACACGAUGCCUUGAUGACCUUUGCCUUUGCUUACUGAUCAAGAGGAAGGCGCGCUGGACGUGCCAUGGAAGGUUUUGUGUAAUACUUAUAAGCGAGUCCGGCACAUGAAGGAAAUUGCCGGCAUUGUAUCACUUUUUAAUUUUUAUAUGUAUGCUUGCAGAUGUCAGCUGCCGUUGGCACGCUUGCUCUUUCUUAUCCUUAUAAGUACUACUUGUUGAUGUGGCCCGGACAGUAAUAAAUGUUCAGAUUUGCUAAA